UGAGAAGCUCGGAAAGGAGCUGGGCGGAGUUAGGAGCCGCUGCAUCUGCCAGAAGAGGCCAGGCGACGCGGCGUGUUGUGGCGCAGCGGAUCGCGGUGGCGGCGGGGGUAUUGGUAUGAACAGGAUUCGGAUUCACGUCUUGCCAACCAAUCGGGGGAGGAUCACGCCGGUGCCCAGGUCCCAGGAGCCCUUGUCUUGUUCAUUCACUCAUCGCCCAUGCUCUCAGCCUCGUCUGGAAGGACAGGAGUUUUGCAUUAAGCAUAUCCUCGAAGACAAGAAUGCACCCUUCAAGCAAUGUAGUUAUAUAUCUACGAAGAAUGGAAAAAGAUGUCCCAGUGCUGCCCCAAAGCCAGAGAAGAAAGAUGGUGUGUCCUUCUGUGCUGAACAUGCUCGAAGGAAUGCCCUAGCGCUUCAUGCUCAGAUGAAGAAGACCAACCCAGGGCCUAUGGGUGAAACACUGUUGUGCCAGCUGAGUUCAUAUGCUAAGACAGAGCUGGGAUCUCAGACUCCAGAAAGUAGCCGAAGUGAAGCCAGCCGAAUACUGGAUGAAGACAGCUGGAGUGAUGGGGACCAGGAACCCAUUACUGUGGAUCAGACAUGGAGAGGUGACCCUGACAGUGAAGCUGAUAGCAUAGACAGUGAUCAAGAAGAUCCCUUAAAACAUGCUGGUGUCUACACAGCAGAAGAAGUGGCCCUGAUUAUGCGUGAAAAGUUAAUUCGUUUGCAGUCUUUGUACAUUGAUCAGUUUAAACGACUUCAGCAUUUGCUUAAGGAGAAGAAGCGCCGGUACUUACAUAACCGCAAAGUGGAACAUGAGGCUCUAGGCAGCAGUCUCCUGACUGGUCCUGAAGGACUUUUAGCCAAAGAACGAGAGAAUUUAAAGCGAUUAAAAUGUCUCAGGCGAUACCGCCAGCGCUAUGGAGUGGAAGCCUUACUGCACAGGCAACUGAAGGAACGAAGAAUGCUGGCCACAGAUGGUGCUGCCCAGCAGGCCCAUACCACUCGUUCCAGUCAGAGGUGCUUGGCCUUUGUGGAUGAUGUUCGUUGUUCGAAUCAGUCUCUUCCAAUGACCAGACACUGCUUUACUCAUAUUUGUCAGGAUACAAAUCAAGUUCUUUUCAAAUGCUGCCAGGGAUCUGAAGAGGUCCCCUGCAACAAAGCAGUUCCUGUAAGCCUCUCUGAGGAUCCCUGCUGUCCACUGCAUUUCCAGUUGCCUCCUCAGAUGUAUAAGCCCGAGCAGGUACUGUCUGUGCCAGACGAUCUGGAAGCCGGCCCCAUGGAUCUGUACUUGAGUGCUGCUGAGCUCCAGCCCACUGAGAGUUUACCACUGGAGUUCAGUGAUGACUUGGAUGUUGUGGGUGAUGGUAUGCAGUGCCCUCCUUCACCCUUGCUUUUUGAUCCUUCACUAACCCUUGAAGAUCAUUCAUUGAAAGAAAUUGUUGAAGGCUCAGUGGAUAUAUUGGGCCAGGUACAAAUGGCUGGAGAUGGGUGCAGAUCCCAGGGAUCUCGAAAUUCUGAGAAAGUCUGUGUGCCAUUGCCUCAGAGUGGAUUGGCUACUGCAAAUGGAAAACGAGAACCCACUUCUAUCAGUUGACAGUUUAUUCUAGAACUAUUUGAUUUGGUGGAUUUGAAUUUCCUGUUCUUCAAACAAGUGUCUCUAAUCAUCUCUUAAAUGGGGCAAUUUGCCUUGUUUUUCCUUCUGGGUUAGAGAGUGCUAUAUAGUCAAAUAAAAGCUAAGUCUGGGGAGAAGGGUCAGUAGUGUCCAAAAGUUGUGGGUUUCUUCCCACUCUGGGCAAGGAGGAGGAGGGGUUGUCCUUACCGCCGAGAUUGAAUGUUUGAGACUGCCUAAUGGGAAAAACAUCUUUGGAAUGGUGUUUCCUAAGUCACAGGCAAGAAACCACGUAGAUGGUCCCAGUAUUUGCUUAUCUACCCAAAGGGCCUGCAUUUUAGUUUCUCUUAACAUCCACUUAAUCUGGCAGUCUGAACCUUUUCUCCAACUGAACUCUAACUUUUGGUCUCUGAGAAAAUAACCCACAGGACUGGGCCCUCCUUAACCAUCUACAUUCUAAUCUAUGUGAAUCUCUGCGGUGUCUGUCUUAUGUAAAAUACAGUAAAAAUUUAUUGUACAUAGUUUCUAUUAAAUGUUAAAACCUGAA
Fukomys damarensis (Damara mole-rat) is the source of this 2156-nucleotide messenger RNA. RefSeq names its product KAT8 regulatory NSL complex subunit 2 (gene Kansl2). NCBI's taxonomy places the organism in Eukaryota, Metazoa, Chordata, Mammalia, Rodentia, Bathyergidae. The transcript is spliced from 10 exons. Gene Ontology annotation, cellular component: NSL complex. Bases 116 to 1594 code for a protein of 492 amino acids. The record is from RefSeq and is a predicted model, not a curated record.